AUGGAUCGCAACAGCCGCAUUCCGAUUCGAGGAAACGUCCUCCUCCUCCUUCAACCGCCGCAAACAGCUCAGCAAACAUUCCGGCCAAAAGACCCAACCCCAGUCCCACUCCCAAACAGCUCAGCAAACAUUCCGGCCAAAAGACCCAACCCCAGUCCCACUCCUCAUCGGAAUGCGGUACCGGAUUCCCGUGGUGCACAAAAGUCCUCCAGUGAAGUCCCUGCCUGUUUGGAGCGUUUGGUUCGGACAAUUGUUCGUAUGUUCUACUCGCGAGAACAUUCACUGAUUGUGGAUAUGUUGGUGCGUAACACAAUCAUGAAAGAGAACGAUUUAUGCGAACGUUUGCGAUUCGAGGAGAAACAAUUGCGACAGUAUUUGCGCACUUUGAAACAAGAUCAGUUUAUUAAAUCAAAGUUACAAUUGGAGACCGAUGCCAGUGGAAAGACGACAAAGAUUACACACUAUUUUAUUGAAUACAAAGUAAGUCCGUCGUAA
Echinostoma caproni is the source of this 495-nucleotide messenger RNA. NCBI's taxonomy places the organism in Eukaryota, Metazoa, Platyhelminthes, Trematoda, Plagiorchiida, Echinostomatidae. The record is from the annotation of a GenBank genome assembly.